CGCCGCCUCCUCUGUCUCCUCUGCCACCAGAUGGCUCAUGAUUCUGGAGAACAAUGCCCCACCGGUCUUAAUGAUUGCAGUAAUGGUGAUUUAGACCAAGUCGCAAUUUGCUUUCCGGACGAAUGGAUUCCAAAGGUUGACAUGGAGUUCGAAACAGAGCAGGAGGCAUAUGAUUUUUACAACAGAUACGCAUUUGAGAUGGGAUUCUCAAUCCGAAAGAGCUCCCGACACCUAUUAAGGAAAGGAGGCGAAGUCAAGGACAGAACAUUCUGUUGUUCUCGUGAAGGUAUUCGUGGCAAAGAUCGGCGAAAGGAGAACGUGCAAACUCCUCGUUACGAAACAAGAUGUAAUUGCAACGCAAAGUUGAAGAUAAGCUUGCGGAAUGGUAAAUAUUAUGUUUUUCAAUUCAUACCAGAGCACAAUCAUGAGCUCGCAACACGCACUCAGGUCCAUCGGUUGAGAUCACAUCGGCAUAUUAUUCCUGCUCAGCCAGUCACAACUCUCGGGGUAUCUUCGAAGCCCGCUUUCGAUUUAAUGUCUGCUGAUGUUGACGGCCAUGAAAAUCUCGGCUUCAUCCUUGAUUUCGGAAAUGAUUUGCGGACCGAGCAGUCUAUAACCAUCAAAGGUGGAAAUAGUGGAGGUGUUUUGGAGUAUCUUAAAAAGAUGCAACUUGAAGAUCCAAAAUUCUUUUACUCAGUUCAACUCGACAAGCUGCAUACAACAACAAAUGUCUUUUGGGCAGACUCGAGAAUGAUAGCUGAUUAUGAAAAUUUUGGUGAUGUUGUUUGCUUCGAUAUGACUUACGGAAGAUUGAAUAUUGAUAACGGGCUAUUUGGCCUGCUUCUGGGUGUGAAUAACCACAAACAACUUAUUGUUUUUGGCGCUGCCUUGCUCCAUGAAGAAACAUUUGAGUCAUUUAAAUGGCUGUUUGAUACAUUUUUGAAGGCUAUGUUAGGGAACAAACCAAAAACAGUUUUUACGGAUGAUAAUAUAGCAAUGGCUAAAGCAAUUAAGAUUUGCCUGCCAGAGACAAAUCAUCGUUUAUGUGUGUGGCAGAUUGGUCAGAAUAUUUGCCAGCAGCUCAGUGAAGUUGUUAGAGAUUAUAAAAGUUUUGGUAUUGAUUUUAGUAGUUGUAUUUAUGAUCAUGAUGAAGAAGCGACAUUCCUAGACUCUUGGAAUUCUAUGCUUGUAAAGUAUAAACUUUUUGGAAAUGUUUGUCUUCACAGUUUAUUUGAGAAGAGAGAGCAAUGGGCUUUAGUAUACGAGCGAAAUGUAUUUCAAGCAGGCUUGUGCAGUGCCCAAAGAACUGACACCAUGAUUAAGGAGCUUAAGAAUUCUUUCAACGCAGAUAACGAUAUAUUAGCAUUCUUUCAGCGCCUCGAAAGAUUAGUCCAGGGUAGAAGAUAUGAAGAAUUAAAAGCCGAUAUUGCAGCAAGCCAAAGCAUGCCAAAACUGAAGUUCAAUUUAGAAAUUUUGAAGCAUGCAGCAAGAAUUUACACACCAGUUAUAUUCAAGAUGUUCCAGGAUGAAGUUCUGCAAACAUGGAAUUGCGAUAUGCACUUUUUUGGCGAGAAUGGUUUCAUUAGCACUCACAAGUUGAAAACUCAUGGUAAAAUACAGGAGCACACUGUUAUUUUUGAUUCUUCAAACGUUUCUGUCGAAUGUAGCUGCAAGAAUUUUGAGUUUAUAGGGAUCUUAUGCACUCAUGCUCUCAAAGUACUUGAUUUUAAGAACAUUAGGACGAUUCCUGACUCAUACUUACUAAAGAGGUGGAUGAAGGAUGCCAAGAUGAUGGGUGUAGCAGGUCCUUGUGCUCCAUGUCUGGACCCAAAGAUUGAGUUAAGAAGGCGCUAUAAAGAGCUUUGUCGCCUAUUUAUUCAGGUGGCUGCAAAAGCUGCUGAGACUGAAGAAACCUAUGCUAUUGCAGUAGGCCAGGUUAGUAAACUCUUGCAGGAAGUAGAGAAGAGAUUAAGAAGAAGAUACAAGCCCGAUCCUGAAGGAGAAAAUACUGAACUUAAUGGUCUGGAUGUUGAAUUAGGACAAACCAUGGAGGGUGAUGUAUCAAGCAGAGAACAGAUGCAGACACGAAAAUUGAAAGGAAUAGAGCAAACCACUAACAAAAAGAAGAAAAAGAUUCGUCUUCCGCAGAUUUCCGUUGGUGCUGCAGAGCAAAAUUUAUCUGAUGUGCACCUAAACAAUGAUGUAUAUAAUCCAACAAGUGACCCAGUACAGAGACAUGCAUCUUCUAGCAUGGGAAGAGAAGCUCCUCAAGAUAACUUUCGCCAGCACCCUGAAGCACAGAGCACAAAUCUGUGGCUGGAUUUGUCUCAGCCAUCUAGUGUUGGUGUCCACACUAAUCUUCUCGCCAACAAUUUUCAGCUCCAACCUGUCCAAGCUAAUUCUUUCAGUCCAGGCAUUUACCAAAUUCAUCAUGCUACCACUACCAUUCCUCUUAACCAGCAAGGACACCUAAACAUGCUUCAACAAAUUGAACCUCAAAUCCACAGCUUAAGAAGACAACUUUUCUUAGGCUCUGCUGAAGGUUAAAUCAGCAUUUGCAAUGUUGCCCUGCCUUCUUUGCCUUGGUUAAUGGAUUGGACCUUGCACAUAAUAGAUUUUAACAUUUUGAACGAUGCUAAUUAGGAACGAAUAGAGAACGACGAUUCUUAAGCAGUCGUGGAUAAAACUAAUGACGACGACGACGACGACGAUGAUGAUGUGUUGUUUGGGUAUUCAAUGCUUAUAUAACUCUUAAGUAGAAGCUCUGACCCCUAAUCCCAAUCUUCCCAUGUCAAGCUCAGAUGCGUCAUCUCUGCAAGUUUUCUUUUGAAGUUCAGAACUCCGCAGAGUCAUUUUGUAUCAUAUUUCCCUUUUAGAUGUAUACAGCUUAGGCCUAUUGUUUUUAGUUGGAUGUGAAUUGUUAAAGAGAGGCAGGUGAGGUAAUUUAAGCCAUAGUGUACAGAGAAAAUUAGUCUAAUAAUUGAAUG
Messenger RNA from Phalaenopsis equestris, 2987 nucleotides. RefSeq names its product protein FAR1-RELATED SEQUENCE 5-like. The record is from RefSeq and is a predicted model, not a curated record. Gene Ontology annotation, molecular function: zinc ion binding. Lineage: Eukaryota; Viridiplantae; Streptophyta; Magnoliopsida; Asparagales; Orchidaceae. Gene Ontology annotation, biological process: regulation of DNA-templated transcription.